UUUAACCUUUUAUAUAGUCCGCUGUAUUUUAUAAUGCACAGAACAGUAUAACCUAGGACUAUUAUUUCAAAUUUAUGUAAAAUUUCCAAAUCUGAUUUGUUUCCAGUGCCAAGCUUGUCAGAUACUGUACAGUACAGUAUAGUAAUUUAUAUUGCUGCACUAAGUACAAGCUUAAUGAAGAUGUGUGCACAAAUAUGGCCGAGACUGCUGAAGGGCUACAUGAUGACUCCUUGUCCAGCACUGAUGGUCAGGAUGCAUCAUCAAACACCUUACUACAGCACACAGUCUACAAAUUUAGAAAAGAAAAAACACUCAACACUUGUUGGUCCACUGUCUGACAUCAGAAUAAUUGACCUAACAAGAAUACUCGCUGGACCUUUUGCAACUAUGGUUCUCGGUGAUCUUGGGGCUGAAGUUAUAAAGGUGGAGCGACCCGAUAAAGGAGACGAGACACGGAGCUGGGGUCCCCCUUUUGUAGGUAAAGAAAGUUGUUACUUCCUCAGUGUAAACAGAAAUAAGAAAAGUAUCGGUGUAGAUCUCAAGCAUCCUGAUGGAGUAUCUCUUAUGCAUGAUUUAGUCAAACAUAGUGAUGUAUUGAUAGAGAACUUUAUCCCUGGUGCUCUUGACAGAUUAGGACUGGGGUAUGAUGAACUAAAACUAGUUGCACCACACUUGGUUUAUUGUUCAAUAUCUGGAUAUGGAGCUUCAGGGCCUUACCAAAACAGACCAGGUUAUGAUGUAAUGGCAGCAGCUAUUGGAGGACUUCUUGGGGUCACUGGACCGGAGGAUGGAGAGCCAUGUAAGGUGGGGGUCGCUAUGACUGAUUUAGCAACAGGAUUAUAUGCACAUGGGGCCAUUAUGGCAGCAUUACUUGAUAGACAGAAAACUGGAAGUGGACAGAAGAUUGACUGCAGUUUGCUGUCAACACAAGUAUCAUGUAUGGUGAAUUUAGCGUCAAACUUUUUAAAUGGAGGGCAGGAGGCAAAAAAAUGGGGCACUGGCCAUGAAAGCAUUGUACCUUAUCAAGCCUUUCCAACCAGUGAUGGCAGCCUCAUCAUUGGUGCUUUAAGUAAUGAUCAAUUUUCAGCUUUAUGUCAUGUCCUUGGUCUUAAAAGCCUCUUAAAAGAUGAGAGAUAUUUUACAAAUGCUUUAAGAGUAAAAAAUCGUGACACUCUCACCAAUACACUAAGAAGCACUUUUCAGCAAAAAUCAACAGAGGAAUGGCUUUCCAUUUUUGAGGGAUGCUCUUUUCCCUAUGCACCUAUUAAUACACUCUCCCAGACCUUCUCUGACCCACAAGUAAUCCACAACCAGAUGGAACAGGUAGUUGAGCAUCCAGGUAUUGGGAAAAUAAAGCAGGUAGCACCAGCAGUAUUAUUCAGUUCCUCUCAGAACAGAAUUAGAGCUGCACCCCCAGUUCUCGGCCAACAUACACAGUAUGUACUUUCAGAGAUUCUCCAGUACUCGGAGGAAAGGAUUCAAGAUCUCAAAAGACAACAUGUGAUAUGUGAUGCAUGUUAAGUUUAUCUAACAAAUAAAUUUUUUAUGAGCUUAUAAGACAAGUACAAUAUAUAUGUACAGUACUGUACUGUACAGUAUUAAGCUUCAGUAUUAUUGGUUUUCUGUCAGUAUUAUUUUCUAUUCAUUCCCCACUGACCCAAAGUAAAACAAUUAUAUGAUGUUACAAUUGCUGCUAUUAUUUUGAAGUAAGAAUAAUAAAUUUUUGCAUUAAUA
Molecule: messenger RNA, 1734 nt
Organism: Homarus americanus (American lobster)
Lineage: Eukaryota; Metazoa; Arthropoda; Malacostraca; Decapoda; Nephropidae
Product: succinate--hydroxymethylglutarate CoA-transferase-like
Exons: 4
Coding region: 175-1521 (448 amino acids)
Molecular function (GO): catalytic activity
Source: RefSeq, a predicted model, not a curated record